CUUGAUUUGACCACUAAAUUGUGUUGAAUGUGUCAUGUUAUGCUUUAAUGUAAAUUGUAACCUUUGAUUUGCCUGUAGCAAGGUUGAAAGUAUUUAACCCAGUAUUUUAUUUUAAAUCGAAACAUAUUUUUCAAAAUGAGUGAAAUGGGCCCUGGGGAGUAUUUUAUUUGUGGUGGCUUUGGGGGGAUAUGUACGGUCUUAGUGGGACAUCCCCUAGAUACAGUAAAAGUAAGACUGCAGACUAUGCCUGUUCCAAAAUUAGCAGGCGAAGUUCCUUUAUAUACAGGCACAUUUGACUGUUUUCAAAAGACGAUAAGAAAUGAAGGCUUUAAGGGUUUAUAUAAAGGUAUGGGAGCACCAUUAGUAGGUGUAGCACCUAUUUUUGCCAUUUCAUUUCUUGGAUAUGGUGUUGGGAAGAAAAUAUUUAGCCCUUCUGGUGGCAAACAGUUGUCUUAUUUAGAAUAUUUUUCUGCUGGGGCCUUUUCCGGUAUUUUUACAACUGUGAUAAUGGCUCCUGGUGAACGGAUCAAAUGUUUACUUCAAAUUCAGCAGGGAGCUAACGCUCCUAAAGUAUACGAUGGGCCUGUAGAUUGUGCUAAAAAGCUAUAUAAACAAGGGGGCCUGCGAAGUAUCUACAGGGGAUCAGGAGCAACACUAUUAAGAGAUAUUCCAGCAAGUGGAAUGUAUUUCCUAGCAUAUGAAGCAAUUAAAGACUAUAUAACAAAUAAUGGAGAAAAGCCUCCGAGCAUAUUAGGAACGAUACUAGCAGGCGGUGCUGCGGGUAUUGCUUACUGGGUAGUAGGCAUGCCUCCAGAUGUAUUAAAAAGCCGUCUUCAGACAGCCCCUGAAGGCACUUUCCCGAAUGGAGUGAGAGACGUGUUCAGACAUUUAAUGAAAAACGAGGGCCCACUCGCUUUAUACAAAGGAAUCACCCCCGUUUUCUUACGGGCCAUCCCGGCCAACGCUGCUUGUUUCGUAGGUUUCGAACUCUGCAAACAAUUUUUGGACUUCUUGUUUCCCAGGAAACCAAAAGCCGAGGAAGCAAUCCCCAUGUAGAAUCACUGGUUGAAUAUGUUCGACAUGUUUAUGAGAUCGAAUUGCUAAAUUGUUAUAUUUUUGUCCAGUUUUGUACAUCGGAUUUGUAUCACCAGAGUUUAUAGUUUCGUAAUAAAUUUUGUGAAUAAAUUUUUUUUUUCUACAAACAAAAUAUACGUACAGUGAAAAAGUUCCAAACAGCUUCAAUGAUUUUUUU
Molecule: messenger RNA, 1252 nt
Organism: Anoplophora glabripennis (Asian longhorned beetle)
Lineage: Eukaryota; Metazoa; Arthropoda; Insecta; Coleoptera; Cerambycidae
Gene: colt
Product: congested-like trachea protein
Exons: 4
Coding region: 136-1056 (306 amino acids)
Biological process (GO): carnitine transmembrane transport; mitochondrial transport
Cellular component (GO): mitochondrial envelope
Molecular function (GO): O-acyl-L-carnitine transmembrane transporter activity
Source: RefSeq, a predicted model, not a curated record